GGAGCGGGGAUCCGGGCGCGGGAUCAGUCAACACCGAGGCCCGGCCUGAGGAGCGGCCCCCGGCUGCGGGGAGAAUCGGUGCGGUCCCCGGCGGCGUGAGCGCAUCGAAUGCACGGAUUGAGCGGGCAGAACAAGCAGAGGAUUGAUGUUCAGGAAUCUCAAACUCAUCCAUUUCACCAGCACCUGAGCGUGUGGGAGGAUUCACUGCGUCAGUUGAUCUGACGAGAGUUCGCAGCAUGGAUGAAUUACUCACCAGCUCUGAGUGUGGGCAGGGAUUCACUCAAUCUCCACACCUGGUGACCCAGCAGCAAGUUCACGCUGUGGAGAAACCGUUUGCCUGUCCCCAUUGUGGGAAGGGAUUCACUCGAGCGAGCCAGCUUAAGGGACACCAGCAGAUUCACACCGGGGGGAGGCCGUUUACCUGCUCCGAGUGUGGAAAGGGAUUCACGCGUUCUCACGCACUGAGGAUUCACAAGCAAGUUCACCACGGGGAGAAAGCAUUUACCUGUCCCCAUUGUGGGAAAGAAUUCACGCAAUCAGGACAACUGAAGAAGCACCAGCAGAUUCACACGGGAGAGAGGCCGUUCACCUGCUCCGAGUGUGGGAAGGGAUUCAUUGUAUUAUCUCGUCUGGAGAUGCACCAGAGAAUUCACACUGGGGAGAGGCCGUUCACCUGCUCCGUGUGUGGGAAGGGAUUCAUUUGUUCAUCUGCGUUACUGAGACACCAGAUAAUUCACACGGGGGAGAGGCCGUUCACCUGCUCCGAUUGUGGGAAGGGAUUCAUUUGUUUGUUUGCAUUACGGAGACACCAGCGAACCCACACUGGAGAGAAACCAUUCACCUGCACCGAUUGUGGGAAGGGAUUCUCGUGUUCUAAAUCACUGAGGAUUCACAAGGAUGUUCACGUCGGGGAGAAGCCAUUCACCUGUCCAGAUUGUGGGAAGAAAUUCACUCAAUCGUGCCUGCUGAAGAAGCACCAGCUUGUGCACACCGGGCCGAAGCCGUUCGUCUGCUCAGAGUGUGGGAAGGGGUUCAUUGGUUCAUCUAGAUUGUUGAUACACCUGCGAACGCACACCGGGGAGAAGCCCUUCAUCUGCUCCGAGUGUGGGGAGGGAUUCAAUGCACCAUCUCAGCUGCAGAUACACCAGAGAACUCACACCGGGGAGAGGCCGUUCAUCUGUUCCGAGUGUGGGAAAGGUUUAAUUUCUUCAUCUGCGUUGCAAAUGCACCGGAGAACUCACGGCAGGGAGAGGCCCUUCGUCUGCUCCGAGUGUGGGAAGGGAUUCAGACAUUCUUCUGACCUGAGGAAACACCAGCAAGUUCACGCCGUGAGAAAACCGUUUCCCUGUCCCGACUGUGAGAAGGGAUUCACUCAGCCGUGCCGACUGAAGGAGCACCAGCGAAUUCACACGGGGGAGAGGCCGUUCACCUGCUCCGAGUGUGGGAAGGGGUUCAUUGGAUCAUCUCAUCUGCAGAAACAUCUGAGAAUUCACACCGGGGAGAGGCCGUUCACCUGCUCCGAGUGUGGGAAGGGAUUCACUCAGUCAGACAACCUGAAGGCACACCAGCUUAUUCACACCGGGGAGAAGCCGUUCACCUGCUCCAGGUGUGGGAAGGGAUUCGCCCAAUCUUCUCACCUGAAGAGACACCAGCGAGUUCAUGCUGUGAAGAAAUCAGUUUCUUCUCCCAACUGUGGGGUAGAAGAAGCAGAGGAUUGAUGUUCAGGAAUCUCUAACUCGCUUAUUUCACCGGCGCCUGAACGUGUGGGAGGAUUCACUGCGUCAGCUGAUCCGCCCGGACGCCAGACAGGUCACAGCAUGGA
Amblyraja radiata (thorny skate) is the source of this 1822-nucleotide messenger RNA. Its product is annotated as zinc finger protein 420-like. The record is from RefSeq and is a predicted model, not a curated record. Gene Ontology annotation, molecular function: DNA-binding transcription repressor activity, RNA polymerase II-specific; RNA polymerase II cis-regulatory region sequence-specific DNA binding. Gene Ontology annotation, biological process: regulation of cytokine production; negative regulation of transcription by RNA polymerase II; regulation of immune system process. Lineage: Eukaryota; Metazoa; Chordata; Chondrichthyes; Rajiformes; Rajidae. Bases 237 to 1718 code for a protein of 493 amino acids. Gene Ontology annotation, cellular component: nucleoplasm. The transcript has 3 exons.